UUUAUUUUUGUAACAGGAAAAGGUUAUUGUGAAACCUCAUGACGUGAUAGGUUUCGUCACCGUUUUUUCCCGUAAACAGACACAGACCGUUCAAGAUGAAGUCACGAUUUAGCACUAUCGACAUAGCUGUCGGGAUAAAAGAGUUACAAAGGUUCUAUGGAAUGCGAGUUGUAAAUGUGUAUGAUGUUGACAACAAAACCUACCUCAUCAAAUUAGGACGGCCAGAGGAAAAGGCAGUUAUACUUAUAGAAUCUGGCAUCAGAAUUCACUGUACAGAGUUUGAUUGGCCAAAAAAUAUGGCUCCUUCAGGUUUCUCGAUGAAGCUGAGAAAACACAUCAAAGGUCGACGUCUGGAGGCUGUCACACAACUUGGUGUAGACAGAAUAGUUAACCUCCAGUUUGGGUCAGGUGAUGCUGCGUACCAUGUCAUCCUGGAACUCUAUGAUAGAGGAAAUGUUGUGCUGACUGAUUUUGAGUUUACUAUCCUGAACAUAUUGCGACCACGUACUGACCAGAGCCAGGAUGUGAGGUUUGCUGUACGAGAAAAGUAUCCCAUCACCUCCACCAAAACACAUGAGGUUCCUACAGAUGAAAAGUUAAUGGAGCUUCUUACUGCUGCAAAGGAGGGCGAUUCUUUGAAAAAGGUUCUGGUGUCACAUCUAGACUAUGGUCCUGCCAUUGUUGAUCACAGUUUGCGGGUGGCUGGUGUUCCUGAUUACGCAAAGAUUGGAAAACACUUCAGUGCUAAAGAUGACAUGGAAAAGCUACGGAUUGCUGUGGAAGAGGCCGAGAUGUUGUUUGAUUUAUUAAAGACUGAACCAUGCAAGGGUAUAAUUGUACAAAAGAAAGAGAAGAGGGUUGCAGUGAAGGAGGGGGAGAGUCAGGAACUGCUCACAUAUGAAGAAUUCCAUCCAAUGCUGUUCAAACAGUUUGAACAUAAACCUGUGUGUGAAUUGGCAAGCUUUAACAAGGCUGUCGAUGAAUUCUUCUCUAAACAAGAAAGUCAGAAACUGGACAUGAAAAGUUUGCAACAGGAGAAAGCAGCAUUGAAGAAGCUUGAUAAUGUAAAGAAGGACCAUGAGAAGAGGAUUGAUUCCCUUCAGAAAGAACAGGAGACUGAUAUCAGCAAGGGCCAGCUCAUCGAAAUGAACCUUGAGUUGGUUGACAAGGCCAUCACGAUUGUGAGGAGUGCAAUAGCCAAUCAGAUAGACUGGACAGAGAUCAACAACCUGGUCAAGGAGGCGCAGGCAAAAGGGGAUCCGGUCGCCAGGAUGAUCAAAGGCCUCAAACUCGACUCCAACCACAUGACGAUGUUGCUCAGUGACCCGUAUGCAGACAGCGAUGAAGAAGAUUCUGAGUGUGUCAAACCUCAGAAGAUUGAUAUUGACCUUUCUGUCAGUGCUUAUGCCAACUCUCGCAAGUUUUUUGAUAAGAAGAAACAGGCAGCUAAAAAGGAAAAGAAAACUAUUGAUGCUUCAGCAAAGGCUCUAAAAUCUGCCGAGAAGAAGACAAAAGAGACCCUCAAGGAAGUAGCAACAGCAGCGUCCAUCAACAAGACGAGGAAAACCUACUGGUUUGAGAAGUUCCUGUGGUUUAUCACAUCAGAAAAUUUCCUGGUAAUAGGAGGACGAGACCAACAACAGAAUGAGAUGAUAGUGAAGCGUUACCUCAAACCAGGGGACCUGUACGUCCAUGCUGACCUCCACGGAGCCAGUAGCUGUGUCAUCAAAAACUCCACUGGUAAUCCUGUACCUCCAAAGUCUCUGAAUGAAGCAGGAAGUAUGGCCAUUUGUAAUAGUGCAGCUUGGGAUGCGAAAGUUGUGACAAGUGCUUGGUGGGUUUAUCAUGAUCAAGUGUCCAAGACAGCGCCCUCUGGGGAGUAUCUAACCACUGGAAGUUUUAUGAUCAGAGGAAAAAAGAACUAUCUUCCGCCAUCAUUUCUUGUGUAUGGUUUCGGGUUUCUCUUCAAGCUUGAGGAUGACUCCAUAUCACGCCAUAAAGGAGAGAGAAAAAUCCGAACAACUGAAGAAGAUGAGAUGUCUGUAGUAACAGAGAGUGAUGUGACUACAGAUAUAGACAGUGUAAUAGAUGAGAGUGAUGACGACAGCAGUGAUGAAGAUGACAAUUCUCAGACAGGUGACGAAGGUCAGCAACAGAGGCUUGACACACUGGAGGAACAGAAUGAGGAAACUGAAGAACAGGACAUGCCAAUAGUGGAGGUCAAAGUUGAAGGAGUCAAAGAAGAAAUGAAAGAGGAAAUGGAGGAAGAGAAAGAAGAGGAGUCGUCAAUAUUUCCGGACACAGAAAUCAGUUUGCAACAUGUCAAGGGAGAUAAAUAUGAAUUACAGAGAGGAAGGAGCAAUACUAGCGAUAGUGUUGAGACUAUAGAAAUAUCAGUUGAGGAGGAAAAAAAGCCUGUGAUACCCACAGUUGUUCGACUAUCAGCUAAGCAGAGAAGGGAUCUCAGAAAAGCCAAAAAAGCAGCACAGCAGCCGCAGAAAGAUGAGGAAGACAGUGUAUCCUGGCUCAGUCAAGGUCAAAAGGAAGGUCAAGGACAUCAAGAAGAGCAGAAAAAACAACAUGAGCAAGCCAUUCAGGAAAGAUUGUCUCUCACCAAAGACGAACAUAAGGACUCACCUGCAGUACCACCCCAGCACUAUGAUAAACCGACACAGGAACAGCAAACACAAGCUAAACGUGGACAGAAGGGUAAACUUCGGAAGAUGAAAGAAAAGUAUGGAGAUCAGGAUGAAGAGGAGAGACAGCAGAAGAUGGACAUUCUUGCAUCAGCUGGUUCUAAAAAAGAAGACAAAAAGAAAAAAGGAAAGAAGGGAAAAGGAAGCGAUUCUGAUCAAACACGACCUCAGAGUGCCAAACAGCAGCUGCAGCAACAAAAGAGGAAAGGCAUCCCUCGAGGUGUUGAUGUGAUCCUACAGCCCACCGCAGAUCUCAUCCUAGCAGAUACUACUGGAAUAACAGAAGACAAAAAAACAGAUCAGGCAAAUGAGGGAAUAGUUGGAACUAGUCAGGAGGAUAAGGUUGAUGACAAGGGAGAGGAUGAGACAACACAUGCAGCAGAUGAUCUACAGAUGUUGGACUCCCUUACUGGAAUACCAGUUUUAGAGGAUGAGCUUCUGUAUGCCAUUCCUGUAUGUGCACCAUACAAUUGUCUCGUCAACUACAAAUACAAAGUCAAACUUACACCAGGUUCAACAAAAAGAGGAAAAGCUGCAAAGACAGCUUUGAAUAUGUUUUUACACGACAAGGCAUCAACAAGUCGAGAAAAGGAUCUAAUGAGGAUAUUAAAAGAUGUUGACCAAAGCCGUAACAUUCCAGGAAAGGUUAAAGUGUCAGCACCAAAUCUUCACAGGAACAAGAAAAAGUGACCAGACUACAGUUUUUCUCUACACUACAUUAAUAAAUCGCUCCACAUUGGAACUGAUGACAACAUGAAGUCUUAUCCUAGGUUAGACCUAGGUGUAAUUACCCAUUGUGUGAAACACUCUAAAAGAUAACCUCAAGUUCAAUGCAGUUUAUAAAAUUUUCUAUUGAAAAUGUUUUUUAUUAGGUGAAUAUGAGUCAAUUAAAAUAACCAUCCUGUUUUAAGUAAUAAAUGUGUCAUAUGAGUAAGGUAAAACUGUGGAUUAUGAUAAUCAUAGAGCUAUACAAUUAGCUGCUUUCAGAUUCCAGAAGAAAUGUCAUGAACGAACAGAUAAAUGUAAUUUAAAGUUUGUCAACAAAGACUACACAUUUUGUGACAAUAUAGACUUGAGAACUAAAGUUUUGAAACAUAAUGAUACCAUUACACAGUUACAACUGUAUGUGAUGGUAUAGAAGCUUAAGUGUCUGAGGAAAUGUGAAUACAGACUGGAAUUAUAAAUGGAAAUUGUGCGAUUGUGAACAGAAACUGGAAUUACUGUGGAAUUGUGAACAGAAACUGGAAUUACUGUUGAACUGUGAACAGAAACUGGAAUUACUGUGGAAUUGUGAACUGAGACUGAUGAACAGAUCUACAGUUAGAGUAUUAAAUAUUGGAAACUUUGAAAGGAAUAGUCAAACCUACAGUAAUAAGUCUUAAAAUCCAAUGUUACUAUUUAUAACUAUAAAUGUUAGUCAGUUCAGAUGUUGAUUCAACUAAAGAUAGCAAUUAAUUUCUAAAUAGACAAAUGUUCAAUUUUCGUGAUUGCUACAUAUAUAUAUAUAUAUUCAGAUUUUGAAAACAGAAAUCUUUCAAAAUUUCUGAAGCAGAAAAUAAAGCUUUAGAAGUGCUAAAAUUGAUAAUUUUUUGACCUUGGCAUGGUGAACCAACUGAUGGUAAUCAGAUACAGUUGGGACUUUUUUGAGAAGUAUACAUGAACAAAGGCUGUGAUAAAGUUACAUUUGUAAGGUAAUAAAGAAGCAUUAAUCCUA
Messenger RNA from Pecten maximus, 4410 nucleotides. Its product is annotated as nuclear export mediator factor Nemf-like. NCBI's taxonomy places the organism in Eukaryota, Metazoa, Mollusca, Bivalvia, Pectinida, Pectinidae. Gene Ontology annotation, cellular component: RQC complex. Bases 96 to 3386 code for a protein of 1096 amino acids. Gene Ontology annotation, molecular function: tRNA binding; ribosomal large subunit binding. The transcript has 33 exons. The record is from RefSeq and is a predicted model, not a curated record. Gene Ontology annotation, biological process: ribosome-associated ubiquitin-dependent protein catabolic process; rescue of stalled cytosolic ribosome.